GACUGACGCGAUCAGCAGGCGACUAGUGUAGGCGGACAAACAGUGACGGACGUGAAGCAGCGGAGCGCGUACUCCUUUCGGCGAGGUCGAGCGUCGCGAAUGACUCGGUCGUAGCGUCGACGCGGAUUAUGGCUAGCCGUAAGAAGACCGACGAAGAUCCGUGCCGUCGGUCGUCCCUACCGAAACGCCACUUGUGGCCCUCAUCGUCCGACGAGGAGGAGGAGAAGACGGCCGCCCCCUGGUCGCCCUGCGCGACGGCGUGCAAGGAUCCCCCGUCUCCAUCGGGGAACGGGAACGCCCACCUCCCAUUCACGUCCGACGAGAAGAUGAUCGCUCGUUGCCGGAUCGACACCCAGCCCAGGAACAACCCGUCGCCGACGUCGGACCGCUUCGGCAGGAGUCGCGUCGACCCCGUCGAGCAAUCGACAGGUCAAGACGCGUCGACGCGUCGCGACAACAACCCUUUCAGUUUCAAGGCCUUCCUGAAGAACGGCACGCAGCCAACCAACUACCAUAACACCGGAGCGAGGCCGAAGGUCUAUUCGUCCUCUACAUCGAGUCCCGUUGGCAGUGGUGGUGGUGGUGGUGGUGGUGGUGCCCUCGACAAAGACAAUGUUGGCGGUAGCGUUUAUUCCGCCCGGAACCCGACGGAGCUGCCGGACUUUGUGCAGGAUCACCUGGUCAUCGAGCAGUGUUACCUGAGCCACGAGAACGGUCAGCCGGUGCUACCCGACGUCGACAAUCUGCCGGAUUUCGCGCUGAACAGCGUGGAACAGAGGCAAUCUCGAUUGCACGGCCAAAAGGAACGAUCCCCCUUUUGGUUUCGCAAUCGAGAUUGCGAAGCCAAGAGGAACGACUCCGACGUCCUGUGCGACGAUCUACGGUCGUUCGAUCUCACCGAGACGCUGCACAAAGGCAUGCCGCACAGAGACCACCAUCCCCCCUCAAACGCGAUGCAUUCGAAUCACUUGGACCUGCCGACGUUCGAGGACAGACUCAACGAAACCACGCCCGCGCUUUCUCGCCCCGAACGCAAAGGAUUUCCACUCGAUUUACCCUUUCCCGACUCCAAUCCUAGUAUAAGCACAAUCGCGCGAGAUGAUCCUCCAUCGGGCGGUGAAGCGAGCGUUCACAAAUCUCUGCCGGACUUCUUAAGCGAUGGUCCUAUACACAACAGAUCGUCAGAUUCGGAACCUACUGCGAACAUGGCGGAAUCCACAGAAACGAGGCUUUUGCUUGAGAACGAAAGAUUACGUCAGCAAUUGGAGGUGUCUCGAAGGCAACUUAAUGAAAAAAUGGAAAGAAUUCGUUCGUUGGAGACGGAAUUGUUGUCUAAAAAGGAGGUCGAGCACGAGGAAACCGUACACUUGGAAAAAGCGAUGGAGCAGGUCGAGGAUAAUUUGAAACGAAGUACAAAACGGGCAGUUAAUGCUGAGAGCACUGUCACGUCGUUGAAGAAAAAAAUUAAGGUUCUAACGACAGAGAUAUCUCUGCUGCGACUGGAGAACAGUGAACUUCGGGCCGGCAUCUCGACUUCGACCGGACAAAGUGAAUCGACGCACGCUGGUGCCGUUAAUAUGAAUCGCACGGUCAGAAGGCUCGCGCGUGAUUUAUUUGCGGCUGCAUCGUCGGCCGAAGUAUCCCUCAGACAAUUAAUGUCCGGUGUGGACAAUCUGAGAGUGCUCGCAUCGACCCUCGAGAACGUGGACAGGAUAGAAGACUGGACCAAAGACUUUUUACCUGAUUCCGACGAGGACAAUGCCGCCGGUCCUGCAGUAUAAUAGAAUUUUCUCUUUUUCUCUCUAUAUUAUAUAUACACUUAUAUAUAUAUAUAUAUAUAUACAUUCGUAUUUUCACACUAUUCCCCUUUUUAUCACUUAAUCAUAUAUCCUAUCAUUCCCGUAAUUUCCUUGCGCGCGCAUCCACCGAUCCAACGAUUGAUCGUUUCAUCAAUCGUUCAUGCAUUGCUAUGCAAUGUAUUUGAACGUAAUUAGAAUUCAUUAUUCAGUUGUUCCUUGUUACUUACACUUGUUGCGGAAUUUUUAAUUCUCAUCCCUCUCGUACCGCCGCUCAGACAAACAUACCACAACGCAAGAUCGCUUCGAUCUGAACGUAAUACAUAUUAUUUAUAAAAUAUUCGUUAUAUUUGUGUAUUUUUGUGACGAUUUGUAAAAUUUAUUCAAUCGAACGACGAUGCAAAGCUGCAGAUACAUUUCCGAUCGUAUCGCGACCUUCCUCGAUUAAAGGAAUAUAUUUUCUUAGCUGUAUAUUACUUAUAUGUGUAAACGAAAGAAUGCGAAUUUAAAAAAAAAUCGAAAUUUCACGUGAUACUAUCGCGAAGCUGACAGUCAGCUUAAAAGUGUUCGCAUCACGCAAAACACGGCACGUGAUGUAAAGCUAGAAUAUAUAUUUUUGACAAGAGAUACCAGGACUCUUACCGCGUAUACGAUAUGUACCCCACGAGGCUUUAAAAUAGAAAUACAAAAAAAAACAGAUGUACAUUUAGUCCGAUUCCAGUCCAUAAAUUUACCGACAAAUUCAGAUCACAAUGCAUGUAUAUAUUGCGAAAUAUUAUAAUAUUUAUUUACGAGAGAAUCAUCGUAUGUGGAUACAUAUACAUGCGGGAUACACUCAAAUGUCUGCGAGGCAUACUUUGGUAUUGAAAAAAAAAAAA
This is a messenger RNA of Wasmannia auropunctata (little fire ant), 2674 nucleotides long. RefSeq lists its product as uncharacterized. Gene Ontology annotation, biological process: positive regulation of protein localization to cilium; positive regulation of cilium assembly; regulation of cytokinesis. Lineage: Eukaryota; Metazoa; Arthropoda; Insecta; Hymenoptera; Formicidae. The coding region runs from base 129 to 1781 and encodes 550 amino acids. Gene Ontology annotation, cellular component: recycling endosome; centrosome; midbody. The transcript is spliced from 8 exons. The record is from RefSeq and is a predicted model, not a curated record.